Plectropomus leopardus (leopard coralgrouper) is the source of this 2035-nucleotide messenger RNA. RefSeq names its product proline rich 15 like a (gene prr15la). The record is from RefSeq and is a predicted model, not a curated record. NCBI's taxonomy places the organism in Eukaryota, Metazoa, Chordata, Actinopteri, Perciformes, Serranidae.
GAAGUCUUCCUGGAACUUUGCAGAGGUAUCUGAUUAUACACCCUCACCAUACAGGAAUGGACCUUCCCAUGUGUUACUUUUGCAUCAAAGUAUGACCGAGGUCAACAGGACAGUAGAAGUGGAAUGCAGUUUCACAAAGUGUUUUUGUGGCUAGAGAACACAAUUCAGGAGUCAAAUAAGAUUUGGAAUAGAUCCUGAAACCUGCUGCAGUCAACCACAGCUGGAGAGAGACAACAUUCAUUUCAAACGGCCUUCCCUCCACCCUGCAUUCAUACAUCAUGGCGGAGCCUUCCCCAGGGUGGUGGAAGCUGACUUUUCUGAGGAGAAAAAAAUCCCAGCCCAAGGUUCUGUAUGAAAUCCCUGCAGAAGCCGUUUCCAAUGCAGCCACUAGCCAGCAUGGGUCCAGCACGGCCACCGGAGUUGCCCCCCACCCAGAGGACAUGGCGCACGACUCUCAGCUGGACGCCCGCCUGGAGAGGAUCAUGGAUAAAACAACAGUCAGCAAGGGGCGCCAUGUCAAGGUGUCUCACUCUGGGAGGUUUAAGGAGAAGAAGAAAGUGCGAGCCACUCUGGCGGAGAACCCAGAGAUGUUUGUGGGAGGUGAACCCAUGAGAGAUGAGAACCAGAGAGCUGGGAAGUAACAGGACACACAAAUGCUCUAAAAGUGAAUGGUGCUGCAUGAGGAGACUUUAAAAUGUGGUGUUUGGGUUCAUGGCUCUCUCCUCUUGUCAGUUGAUGGAACUUAAAUCUGAGAAAAUAUCUUCUUAGGAGGACCUCCACUUUUUAAAAUGACCACUAAGACUCAUCAGAAAAAGUGAAACUUAGAGUUUGUGCCCAGUUUAUAUUUCUAUAGAGAAGUCUGACACUAAAAAGAUUGGCUUGUAGUUUCCGUUUAAAAGUAUCAAUUUUCCAGCUCUUCUGAUAUCCUCUGGCAGGCUGAGGCUGUUCCAGCAUUUUGGAGCCAAAUGUUUUCAUUCUACUCUGUCAAACAGAAAUUAAAGAUAUUUUGAGUUAUGAUGACAGAUGCAAUUGUCACGUCUCCGGCCGUGACUCCAGGUUUUCCUCCCUGUCUUCCUCUCCCUGUGUCCCUUAUGUUUACACCCCCCCCGUGUCUCUGUGCUUUGGGCGUGGCUUUCCCUCACCUGGCUCCUGAUUCGUCCUCCACUGUUGUCUUCAAUCAGCUCAUCAGCAAGCAGUAUAAGAGCCCAGGGACUUCACUCACUCACCGCCAGAUUGUUUCACCAGACUCCAUGAUCUCUAGCCUCUGCCUCCAUGCCAUCUCCACAUCUCCAUCUGGACCUCCUCACCCUGCUUUCGCUGCCCCAGCCGGUCCCAAAUCCUCGUCCUCCCAUCAGACCUGCCUGCCCCGGCCUCCUCUCAAUUGCCACAUCCCCCCAGCACUCUUCCCCAGUAAAUCCACUCUCUUCAUUACUCGUAUGUGUUCGAGCCUGCUCUUGGGUCCUACAAAAAACACCAGCACCUAACAGCAAUGCAAAACAUAAACGUGAUGUGCUUUAGAGCAUCACUUUAUCUGUUGAUUUGUGUUAACCAUUAGUGUAAAAUAAAUAAUGUCAUGUUUCUUGUUGGAAAAAAAAUGUCUAUUAAGACUAUUUAUUGUUAUCUUUACUAUUUGGUGAUCUCUGCAAUAAGAUUUUUUAUCCAGCACAUCUGUUCAGGCAUCAUUGUUGACUGUCCCUUGUUAAAACUUAAGUAAACUGCCCUUUACUGGAUUGAUAUAUAACAUUUAACAUGACUGGUGUUUUCGUGCACUGAACUUUUACAAUGAUGAUUAUGUAAAAGAGUUCAUCAGUAGUUAUAAUUCUGUCCAUUCAUUUCCAAACUUGUGCUCUUGCUAGAAUACGAUCACAUCAAAAAGCAAACCUGCACAUAAACCAGUGGAGGGCAGCAUUUAGCUCUCCAUAAUGUUUAACAGAUUUAACAUGUCAUUCAAACACUCCUUUACUCUUUUUUAAUUUUUUUUAAUUUUUUUUUACCAAGAUCAGUUUUGAUUUUGGUUGAAAUGAAUGCAAACAUA